Messenger RNA from Heterotrigona itama, 431 nucleotides. The record is from the annotation of a GenBank genome assembly. Lineage: Eukaryota; Metazoa; Arthropoda; Insecta; Hymenoptera; Apidae.
AUGACGCGGCAUCUGCGCCACGAGUGCGGCAUGGCGCCGAAAUAUCAGUGUCCCUACUGCGACAAGCCUUCCAAGUUUACCCAGAACAUUUACGCCCACAUCAGGAAGUAUCACCCUGGUCAGUGAUGUUCAACCUGUCAACAUUGCCUUACUUGACCGUCGUGGAUCGAAGAAGGAGAUGCUACGAGACUGGUAUACUUCCAACAGUGAACUCCGCAUCACGAGGUAGCUUUGAAUGCCCCAAGUGUCAGAAGACGUACAAAUGGUAUCGAGGACUCCACAGACAUUUGAAAUACGAAUGUGGUAAGGCACCACGCUUCCAAUGUCCGCACUGCAUGUACACUGGCAAACACAGGUCGCACGUGUACUCGCAUAUCAAGACGAAUCAUAGCGAUCGGCCAAUUUACGCUCUGGACACUCAACAGGGCUGA